AUGGUCGCGUUUGCUCGUGCUGCGUUUCCAUCGCAGCUAUCCGUCGCCCGUCCCAUGUUACGCCGGCGCAUUCACUCAUCGCCCUUCAGAUCAGCUGUUGCACACCCAGUGACUGCCCACGGUCCUCCUCCUAAAGCACCAGCUACUCCGUCAGUAGAGUUCAAGGAGACCUCAUCAAAUGCAGAGCUCCCAGCUUCUGGAGGUGAAGCCUCGCGAUACAAUCUCACUGCUGCGCUGAAGAAGCGGUUUUGGAAGGAUGUCCAUGUGCAUGGAAAGUCAGAUGAAUAUCAAGUCCUGCUUGACAAGCGACCCGUCAGAACCCCGGCGAAAGAAAUUCUUACUAUUCCCUCCACAAAGCCUCACCUUGCCCACGCUGUUGCGUUGGAGUGGGACGUAAUGGCCUCCGCCCAGAGUGCUCUCAAAAGCCACCUUAUACCCAUGACCUCCCUCGCAGCCCGCGCCACCGAUAUCGCCCGCGAAGAUGCCGAGGGUAAAAACACCACCAGAAAACAGAUCAUCACAACUGCCAUGCGGUACCUAGACACCGAUACUCUCCUCUGCUGGGAGCCUGAGCGACAAAUGCACGCAUUGGAACGGACGACAGCCGAUGGAAAGCCCAUCGAGAGCCUCCGCCAGAUUCAAACGAGGAUCGCGGGAAACAUCAUGAGCUUUUUGUCUACCAAGGUCUGGCCUGGUCUUGAAAUCAUUCCUAUCCUCGACAACAAUAGCAUUCUUCCUCUCUCUCAGCCGAAGGGUACAAAAGACAGUAUCUGCACAUGGGUUUCGGAACUAUCUGCAUAUGACUUGGCGGGUCUUGAGCGGGCAAUCCUUGCUUCCAAGAGUCUCCUUAUAGCGGUCCGCCUAGUGGUGGAAUGGAGCGAGAACUUCCGCCACAUUCAGCGACCUGAGACAAAGAAGUUCGGCAUCGAGGAGGCAGCUGAAGCUUCGAGUCUGGAGGUUACCUGGCAGACUAAUAUGUGGGGAGAAGUUGAGGAUACUCACGAUGUUGGCAAGGAAGACUUGAAGCGACAAUUGGGUAGUGUUGUGAUUUUGGUUCAUCUCCAGCAUAAACGCUCUCGAAGCGCAAUAGCACUUGCCCUCCUCCACCGUGACAAGUCUAAGGGCGAAGAUAAAGAUCUCGACGGAGACACAAACUCCGUCACCUCUACUUCCUCGAAUCCCGGCUCGUUGAAACACACCCCUAGUCGCCAUAGCCGUCGCAAACAAGGCCAGGACUUGAGUCCGCCACCAGCCAUUCAAGAAUCCGCCGAGAAUAUGAACACAGCCGAAGAUCUGCCUUCCUUGAAUCAGAUGGAGACUGGCAGCAUGUCGCUUGAGCAGUCUGUUCGCACCUUCCGUCUCUUCGAGAUUUUGCGCAGCGGCGAUACUACCGCUAUCUCCAAGGCCAUUAAGGAUACUACCGACCCGCAAGGCGCGAGUUGUCUCAACGGCACGACUGUCCUCCAUUUGGCUCUGCAGUGCGCCGAGCCCCAGGUUGUGGAAUAUGUGCUGUCCACUGCGGAGGACCUCGAUAUCAACUCGCGAGAUCGGGAUGGAAACACGCCACUUCACAUUGCCGCCCAGCUGGGUCGGGGCCCGCUUGUUCGCGAAUUGCUGAACCGACCGUCUAUAAAUGAUUCCAUUGUCAACUAUCGGGGUCAGACGGCUCUCGAUUUGGCCCGUACCCCUGAAAUCUUCCAACAGCUUCAGCUUGCGCGGUCUCUCUUCAUUGAUAGCAAGAACCAGGAGAUUCAGGGUUUGAUUGGGCGCUCUGAUUAUAAGGGAUUGGAGGCUUUACUCGAGGAACCUCGAGUGGAGGGUAUUAUGGAUGUGAACAGUUACGAUCUAGUUACUGACCCGACGACAGCCCAAUCGGGUGGCACGCUUCUGCAUGAGGGUGCUAGAAAUAAAGAUGCGCAGCUCAUUGAAAUCCUUCUAACACAUGGCGCGGAUCCUUUCCGUCGUGACAAGAAGGGGAAGCUACCGCAGGAUGUUACCAAAGAUGAUAAAACCCGCGCUCUCUUGAAGAGAUCACCGGCUGCUGUUAUUGCUCAGCGCGGUAUCCAGGAAAGGGCUAUACUCGGAAAUAGUAAUGCCCAAGGCCUUGCCGGGCGCGUUUCGGUUGGCGAUGCCCCGCUUGGAGGCAAGGACGCUCGCGAGAUGAGAGGUUAUCUAAAGAAAUGGACGAAUUACACCACGGGGUACAAGUUGCGCUGGUUCGUUCUGGAGGAUGGAGUUUUGAGUUAUUAUAAACAUCAAGAUGAUGCAGGCUCUGCUUGUCGCGGUGCGAUCAACAUGAAGAUUGCUAGACUUAGCAUGGAUGCUCAGGAUAAGACGCGCUUUGAAAUCCACGGCAAGUCAUCGGUCAAAUACCACCUCAAGGCCAACCAUGUUGUGGAGGCAAAACGCUGGUUCUGGUCCCUCAACAAUGCCAUACAGUGGGCCAAGGAUGAAGCGAAGGAGGAGGAGCGUCAGCGGUCGAAGAAUGCGGAGGUACUUCGUCAGGCUAAGAUCGACCAGACAGAAGGACGCCCUGCGGAUACGCCAUCGGAGUCUGGCCUUUCUCACAAGCCCAGUACAAAGGGUCUCGCUCCUCCAUCUCUAGGCGGUGGCAGCAGCAGUGGCACAAGGCUCAGCACAUAUGCAUCCCGCACCACCUUGGAUAUCCCAGCCGGGGACGAAGAUAGCUCCGCUUACGGCGGCUCUUAUGACCAGAUCCUUGCCCCAAACGACAUGAACAGAGUAACGAGCCGUGUUACAACUGCACCAGACGGAGAGGAAGAUGAUGAAGAAUUCGUCGACUAUGGUUCAAGCCACGAGAAUGAGAUGCCAGCCGCUGAUAAAGAUGCUCUAAAUAUCACCGCACAGUCUGCAAAGCUUCAGUUGGAUCUUCUUGCAAAUGUGGCUGCCUCGAUACAGAGGGAGAAAUCCAAGAAUCCAGAAAUGACCAUCUCGGAUCCAGCCCUCGAAGAAGCCCUCGGUGCUUAUGAAGCUGCAGUCAGCAGUCUCAAAGGCCUAGUGCAGAAUCUGCUCAAGAUCUCACGAGAUCGAGACUCUUACUGGCAAUCUCGUCUCAGUAGGGAAGAGUCCAUUCGUCAGAUGUGGGAAGAAAGCAUGGCCCGCGUGGCCCGCGAGCACGAGGAGCUGCAAUCCAAGAUGGGCGAGUCUGAGGAGAAGCGGAAGCGGACCAAGCGGGCCCUGAAAGAAGCCCUGGAGAGCGCAACAGGCAGUAGCCGUUCUAUCGCUGGUGUCCAACCCCCUUUGCCGACAAACAACCAAGAUCUUGAGGUUAGCCAAACUGAACGUGGGGCUGCCGAGAUGCUGGUUGAAGCAGACCAGGCUACACAUAAACCAUCCAUGACACCCGCGCUCACUCGCAAUCCAUCAACGUACUCCAAGCUAAGCAGUCUCUGUGGCUCGGAAUCGGAUGGAGAAGAGUUUUUUGAUGCUAUUGAUGCCGGUGAAAUCGAGGUAGAGGAUUUCAACAACGCCGAGAAGAGCAAUAUGGAACAACCUAAAGAUGAAAGUGCCGAGCUUCGGGCUGUGAAGAGUAGCAUCAUUGCACCCUCCUUUAAGGGUUAUGAAGAUCCCAUCAGAGAGCGACUUAAGAUGGAUGCUGAUGAUAGGCCAAAGAUCUCUUUGUGGAGCAUUCUGAAAUCUAUGAUUGGAAAGGACAUGACGAAGAUGACACUCCCGGUGUCCUUCAACGAACCAACUUCACUGCUUCAGCGAGUGGCUGAGGAUCUUGAAUAUACCGACCUCCUUGAUAUCGCUGCUGGCCGGUCUGAUUCAAUGGAACGACUGGUCUACGUCGCCACGUACGCCGCAAGUGAGUAUGCCUCGACCAUUGGCCGUGUCGCAAAGCCCUUCAAUCCCCUGCUGGGUGAAACCUUCGAGUACGUGCGUCCGGACAAGGGCUAUCGAUUCUUUGUGGAGCAAGUUAGUCACCACCCACCAAUUGGAGCUGCGUGGGCCGAGUCGCCCAGAUGGGACUACUGGGGUGAGUCGUCCCUCAAGUCCAAGUUCUACGGCAAAUCCUUUGACAUCAACCUGCUGGGCACAUGGUUCCUGAAGUUGCGACCUUCCUCCGGUGGAGAGGAGCUUUACACGUGGAAGAAGGUGACCUCGUCGGUCAUCGGGAUCAUCACUGGUAACCCCACAGUGGACAACUACGGUUUGAUGGAAAUCAAGAACUGGACCACCGGCGAAGUCUGCUACCUCGACUUUAAGCCCCGUGGCUGGAAAGCCUCAUCGGCCUACCAGGUGACAGGAAAGGUCGUUGACAGCGAAGGCUCCCCCAAAUGGAGCAUUGGUGGCCGCUGGAACGAUAAGAUCUACGCGCGCCACACCCCCGGCUUUGAGGCACCUGUCUCCGGCCAGGAUCCCGAGUCUGCCAAGACCUUCUUGGUUUGGCAGGCUCAUGAUCGUCCUACGGGUAUACCUUUCAACUUGACUCCGUUCGUGAUCACGCUCAACGCUCUCCCCGAGGGCUUGAAAGAGUGGUUACCUCCCACUGAUACCAGAUUGCGACCCGAUCAGCGUGCUAUGGAAGAUGGUGAAUAUUCUUUGGCUGCUGAUGAGAAGCACCGCGUUGAAGAGAAGCAGCGUGCUAAGCGCAGAGAUCGCGAUACCAACGGCGAUGUCUACGCGCCGCAAUGGUUCGUCCGUGACAAGUGUCCUGUUACCGGAGAGGAGUUCUGGGCUCAUAAUGGAAAAUACUGGGAGUCCAGAGAAGCACAUGAUUGGAGUCGAUCCGAGGAUAUCUUCUGA
Penicillium griseofulvum is the source of this 4770-nucleotide messenger RNA. Its product is annotated as ATP12, ATPase F1F0-assembly protein. Gene Ontology annotation, biological process: maintenance of cell polarity; proton-transporting ATP synthase complex assembly; endocytosis. Gene Ontology annotation, cellular component: intracellular membrane-bounded organelle; cytosol; nuclear envelope. Lineage: Eukaryota; Fungi; Ascomycota; Eurotiomycetes; Eurotiales; Aspergillaceae. The record is from RefSeq and is a predicted model, not a curated record. The coding region runs from base 1 to 4770 and encodes 1589 amino acids. The transcript has 7 exons. Gene Ontology annotation, molecular function: protein binding; sterol binding.